AAUUCACAUGCUUGAGUGCUUUCUGUGUCUGCGAUGGUCUCUAUCAGAACUCGCUUAUGCACGUCGAUAUCGUGUUCAAUCAGCCCCUGCAUCGAACAUGAGCAGUGAGAGUUUGAGACCCGAGAGCGGUUCCUGCUUCCGUACUUUUGGGAUGCAAGAAUUUUCUUGCAUUAGCGGCACUGACCCGCCUACGAGGUUCAGGUCAGCCAGUCCCCCCAUUCUUCCCCAAGGGCAAGACUAGUAGCGAGCGAGUCGCCCGACGUCAAAGGACCGGAUGGACUUAGUGGUCCCAAUACUCCCAGCCAGUCUCCAGAUACUGUGGUGGAAAACAUGCUGCGCUAGAAAUCUACAAUGUCUUAGAGGUGAGGUGAGACCCGAUGAAUCGAUGACAAGAUAUGUGUCCACAUGUCCACUUUGUUUAUCUACGCCCACUUCGAGUUCCGAUCGAGGGAUCUUGUUGCGCGCAAAGACUCCAGAUAAUUGUGGGCGAGAUUCCGAGGGGUGGUCGCGUGAAAAAACCUCAUCCCUCAUGAUGCGAUUCCACAAAUGCUGGGAAUAUACGAAUCGAUAAUCACUGCCGGCAAUGGAAAUUGAC
Molecule: messenger RNA, 595 nt
Organism: Exophiala viscosa
Lineage: Eukaryota; Fungi; Ascomycota; Eurotiomycetes; Chaetothyriales; Herpotrichiellaceae
Exons: 1
Coding region: 275-571 (98 amino acids)
Source: RefSeq, a predicted model, not a curated record